CCGAGCGUCGCUUUACAAACAAAUCGUGCUUUUGAAUGGAGUGUGCGGGCGUGUGGGAAGUGGAUGGGCUAUUUUCUGUAUAUUAACUCGCUGUUUAUGUGUUUCUCCGUGUCCUGUGUUAAGGGCUAAUAAAGUGACAGUGAAGACUCAAGAUGAAGACCACGAUAGAGGAGAUCAAUGAGGUGGUGCAUGAGGCAGCAACAAAGCUGAACUCCAUUUGGUCAGAGUGUGGCUUCAGUGAGGAAAUGUGCCGCCACAGACGUCACAAAAUGGUGGAUCAUGUCAAGGCAUUGAUGUCACAGAUGAUAGAUGGAGAGAAGAACCUCAGGAAGACCCUUGUUAAGAGCAUUGAUGAUAAUGGAUCAAAGUUCUACCACCUCAACAAGGAGUUGGGAGCUGACAUACCUGAUCCAGAGGAAAACCUGUCCCUGAUAGAGCUUGAGCGGUAUCUGCGGAGAGCUGUGGCAGGGAUGGAGAAAGAGGUGAAGGAGCGGCAGAAUGCCCUGGAGGAGCUGAGGAGUCAAGAAAAAGAACUAUGUGAGUGUUUGAAAGAGAAACUCAGUGACUUUGAGAAGAAGGCAAUUCCCUCUAAGGAAUCUAUCAAGGACUUAGAGAGAAUUGUAAAAACUCUAGAACAGGAAAAGGUGGACAGAGUGAAGACCUUUCAUCGUCUGAAAGACAACCUGGAAAGGCUUCUAAAGGAGCUGGAACAGUCGCCAGUGAGCUCCUUUGAAUGCUCAGUAGUGGCUGGACUGGAGGAGCUGUUUGUUCUCUCCACUGACAACUUAAAGCGACUUAAAAUGCUGAAUGAAGAGUAUGAAAAGAGGGUGGAGGACAACAAAUGUGAAAGUGUGGAGCUGCAAGAGAAGAUCAGACUGUUGUCAGAUCGGCUUGGCCAUGAUCCUGGUGGGAGGGAUCAGUUGCUUGCUUCUAUGGCUGGCCAUGCUCCAUCCUCUCUCGCUAAGUUACAAGAACAAAUGGCAUUGCUUGAAGAAGCGAAGAAAGAAAAUAUGGGGAACUUCAUCUCUCAACUAAGGCAUGAACUGGAGGAGAUGUGGGAGAAGUGCUAUGUGGGAGAGGAAGAGAAAGAGGCAUUCUCUCCUUAUGUAUCAGAUGAAUGCACAGAGGAAGUUUUGGAAGCACACAAUGUUGAGGUGGAAAGGCUGAAGAAAUUCCAUGGAGAAAAUCAGAAGGUGUAUGCUGUACUGGAUCAGUGGCAUCAGUUGUGGGGCAAACACCUUGACUUGGAGGAACGGUCCAACAACCCAGACCGACUGUUUGGGAACCGGGGUUGUGCUCUGCUGCAAGAGGAGAAGGAGAGGAGGAGAGUAAGGGGUGAACUGCCACGUCUGGAGAAGGAAUUAGAAGAUUUGGUUGAAAUCUACAAUGAGAAGAGUGGCCAGCCAUUCCUGGUGAAAGGACAGACAGUGAGCGACUACAUCCUUGAUCACUGGCAUCGCUACUAUGACCAGAGGAAACAGGAGAAGAAAGAGCGGCAAACAGCACGCACCAAAGAGCUGCUGCAUGAGACCAGGCUGGGCAGCAGACCUCGCACUGUGAGCUACAAGCGUCAUAUGGCAGCUGAGGAAUCUGGCAGGAAGACCAAACAGAGGCGAAUCCAAGAGAACAACUCUCCAGAACCCUCCCUAGUAUCCACCAUCGUAACUACCCCACAUGGUUUAGGUGGCCGAAGCAUCCUUCGUGACCGCAACCAGAAGACACUGCGACCAGCUCCUACUGAGAAGGACAAGACCCAUGGUUCUUCACAGGAGAUUUCUACUUAUUCCAAUUUCUCUAACACAAUUCACCUGCGCAGCAAAUGUGAAAACAUUCGUAGCUCUGCUGUCUUUGGGAUGAGCCAGACUCCUGGGCCAACCUCCAAGCGCACCUCACCCCGCAGGCUUCCACAAGGUCUCCCGAGGACUCCCAAGACCUUACCACGCAUUGCCACUCGCCGCUCCCCACGUCUCAACACUUCCAGGGCACAGCGCAACACAGGAAGAAACAUAUCCACAGCCUCCCCUGGUCUAUCUGCAGCCUUUAAAUCCCCGCACAGGUCAUCUCACAGACUGGCCUCCAACAUGACAGCCACAGCCACACCCACACGCUGGAGCAAGGUCAGCUUCCUCAUUUGAGCCAAAAUUGUUCUCCAGGAUCUUAAAGUGAGGAAGUUAUUUCUCAAGGUCUGGAAGGCAAAAUCUGACUCAUUAGCAACAUGAAAAUCCUCUUCUCUGUAUUUUGUACUCUGAACAUGAAUGUUAUUCCUCUUAUUAUACAAAUUGGAUGUGUAUAUAAUAAUUUGGUUUAAUUGAAGAAAUAUUUGCCUUUCUUCAACUCAGAUGUUGAAUUGAGAUGGAAUUAAUUAGUUGUCAUGUUCAUAGUUUCAUUAAUAACUUGAACCUAAAGAUUUAUUUUUCUGUACAUUAGCUAAUUUGUUGGAUUGGAAGUUUAUAGUUUGUUCCAGUGGUCAUGAAUGAUCUCACAAGCCAGUACACCAUUACAUAUUUUUUUUGUUCUUUUGUGUCUUUAUUAUUAUUAUUGUUUUUAUUUAUUUAUUUAUUUAUUCAUUUAUCUAUUUAUUUAUUUUUAUAAAACAGUUUCUUUGCUAUGACUUCCAUUUUUUUUUUUUUAUGCCAUUUUGUAUUUUAAGGAAAGGCAAAUAAAAAAAUAAGUGAUUAUAAGACAUGAUGUUUAAGAAGAGGAUCUUAUAAUGAGAAGGUUAAAGAGGAAUUAAAUUAUUUUAAAUAAAGGAAUGCAUAAUUAUAUGGAAAGGCCUGUCUGUAUCUGAGUUUAUCACACAUUAUCUCAUUUUAGGAACAAGAAGGCAGAAAAUUAAAUCUCCAGUUACCUGUUUUUAUAUCUUAGUUUUUUACAGUAAGGUGAGAGUGUUCUUCCAACCUGGGCACAGUGCAGUCAGAUGCUUUUAUAUUAUUUUAUAGUAUGGCUGGAAAUCUGUCAUGGUAAUCAGAUUUCUCCCCAAAGUUCUGAGAGAGUAAAGGAUCACAAAUAAGUAAUAGAUAUUUGCGAUAUUGAAUUAUGUUUUUUUUGUAAGGGUAUGUACACAUGUUUUAAGAAGACUGGAUCAUAGGUGGUAUCAACAUGAGAAAGCUGUCCCAAAUAAUUUUUAUUUUACCACCAUAUAGACACAUAAUAUGGCUGCUAUUGUUUGGCUUUCCCUCUAUACAUUUUUUUUUAUUUCAUUUAUUCCAUUUAUUCUUAAUCUCAUCACAUAAUCAUGCUUCAUCAUCAUCCUGCUUGAUUUCAACUGAUGUAUCUUACCUUCCUUCCUGGUCACUAUCUAGGGCAUGUCACUGUAUCAUUGUCACCAUUCCAACUUGAAUACUUUCUUUUCUCUCUGCCGUGUCCUUCAUAAUCUGUGUUGCUAUUUAUAUUUCAUAUUUACUUAUUAAUUCCACUCAACUUUGUAAUAUUAUUAUGUUCUCUUUGUAAGAUAGAUAUUUUUUCUGUGUAAUCAGAUUGUGGAUGCAUAUUGUUGAACAUUUUUGUCAUCUGUUUUGAGGAAUAGUGUAGUUAAGUUUCUCAGGUUGGAUAAUGUACAUAUGUGUAUAUUCCUUCUGCAAUAUUAGGUUGAUUCUUUUGUCGUAGUAUAUAAUGUUUUAACGUUCCCACCACUUUGUGACCACUGGUUAAUUAAGUUCGUAAAAGCUUACUGUUACCUUAUGCUGAUAGGUAACUCUGGGCAUAACAAAUUUAGUAGCAUAAUAUAUUAAUCAUGUACAGUUUGAUUAAAUAUAGAGGGAAUGAUUGUAAAUAUAUGUGUGUCUGUGGACACCUUGUGUCGGUAUUCCCUUCUGCUGGGCUGUCCCGGUGUGGGAGAUACAAAGUUUUCUUUUGAUCUCUGUUAGGCAAUCCUCACAGAUGUAUGUAUGUAUGUAUCAUCCAGUAGAUCAACUUUUACUUGACAAGAGCUUUAAAUAUCUUUUUGCAUUAUGUACAAGUAGUAGCAUCAUAACCAUUAUUUUGUAGAUGUAAGGAAUGUGAUAGAGUAUGAUUUCUGCAACAUGUUAUGCAUUUGUUGGCUUGAUUAGGCUAACAGUACAGUUAUGUAGGAGCAUUAUUGCUAGGCUAACUUUUCCUUGGUUGAUUGCGGAGUGUAUGAGUGUGCGCUGUGAGGUACUUAUUUUAAAAAUGACUAAAUAUACAACAAAUUGCAUAAUUUUAUACCUCUUAUAAUCUUUUUAUAUAUAUAUUGGAUUAAAUAUUGUUUUCUACUAA
This is a messenger RNA of Portunus trituberculatus (swimming crab), 4236 nucleotides long. Its product is annotated as protein regulator of cytokinesis 1-like. Bases 153 to 2135 code for a protein of 660 amino acids. Gene Ontology annotation, cellular component: spindle; mitotic spindle midzone; cytoplasm. NCBI's taxonomy places the organism in Eukaryota, Metazoa, Arthropoda, Malacostraca, Decapoda, Portunidae. Gene Ontology annotation, biological process: microtubule cytoskeleton organization; mitotic spindle midzone assembly. The record is from RefSeq and is a predicted model, not a curated record. The transcript has 14 exons. Gene Ontology annotation, molecular function: microtubule binding.